Messenger RNA from Eriocheir sinensis (Chinese mitten crab), 12207 nucleotides. Its product is annotated as 5'-3' exoribonuclease 1-like. Gene Ontology annotation, cellular component: nucleus. Bases 461 to 5695 code for a protein of 1744 amino acids. NCBI's taxonomy places the organism in Eukaryota, Metazoa, Arthropoda, Malacostraca, Decapoda, Varunidae. Gene Ontology annotation, molecular function: 5'-3' RNA exonuclease activity; transferase activity; RNA binding. The record is from RefSeq and is a predicted model, not a curated record. Gene Ontology annotation, biological process: nuclear-transcribed mRNA catabolic process; rRNA catabolic process. The transcript is spliced from 22 exons.
UAUGAUGAUUUGGCAACAGUGAUCUGCUGGGAGGUAAACAAAUCCUCUCGUCAUGGCAAGGAGAGCGUACAAACUUGCAAUAUUUACGUGAUUUUAAGCUUGAAUGUCCGCGGCAGCUGUGAUAUUAGAGCGGAGGAGUCAGUGAACAGGGAGAAUAUCGCGGGAAGGGAGAAAAGCGCGUGUAAGCCGGUGAAAUAAGGGAGGAAGUUACCUGGAACACCAUUGCCAUACUCACCUCCGUCACGCUGGUGGUGGCCGGGAAAUGACGUAAGGUGGACCGGGCAAUUUGGGGAUUCAAGACCCAAGGUACGGUGGGCCAGCUCGCCGCCCUCCCCUGCUCGUCACUGCACCUCGCGGCGCCUCGGUGACCUCACGCGCCGCCCACCACUCGAGUUCGUGUCUCGGGGUCUUCUGCACUGCCGCCCCCCCUGCCCCGUGACCCCCUUUCAGCACCGCCAGCAUGGGUGUGCCAAAGUUCUACCGGUGGAUCAGCGAGCGGUACCCCUGCCUCAGCGAGGUGGUCAAGGAGUACCAGAUUCCAGAAUUCGACAACCUCUAUCUCGACAUGAACGGCAUCAUCCACAUCUGUUCGCACCCCAACGACAAUGACCCACACUUCAGGAUAUCUGAGGAGAAGAUGUUCAAGGACAUCUUCCACUACAUUGAGGUGUUGUUCCGUCUGGUCCAGCCCCGCAAGGUGUUCUUCAUGGCCGUCGAUGGUGUGGCGCCGCGGGCCAAGAUGAACCAGCAACGCAGCCGCAGGUUCCGGUCAGCCAGGGCAGCCAUUGACGCAGAGAAGAAGGCCCAGGAGAGGGGGGAGGUGCUGCCCACGGAGGAGCGGUUUGACUCCAACUGCAUCACGCCAGGCACUGACUUCAUGGAGAGGCUGGAUGGGCAGCUGCAGUACUUCGUCACCAGCAAGGUCUCCCAGGACAAGAUGUGGCAGGACUGUAAGAUCAUAUACUCAGGACACCAGACGCCGGGUGAGGGUGAGCACAAGAUCAUGGAGUACAUUCGCUUCACCAAGAGCAGCCCUGACUACAACCCCAACACCCGCCAUUGCCUCUACGGCCUGGACGCGGACCUCAUCAUCUUGGGCCUCACCUCGCACGAACCACACUUCUCGCUGCUCAGGGAGGAGGUCAGGUUUGGCGGGAAGAAGGACAACCAGCGCACCCCCACACCUGAAGAGACAACCUUUCACCUCCUCCACUUGAGCCUCAUGCGCGAGUACAUCAACUACGAAUUCUACGACCUCCGCGCUGCCCUGCCCUUCCCGUACGACCUCGAGAGCGUAAUAGACGACUGGGUCCUCAUGGGGUUCCUGGUGGGCAAUGACUUCAUCCCGCACCUUCCUCACCUCCACAUCAACAAGGAGGCGUUACCGAAGCUCUACAUGACGUAUAAAGCCGUGCUCCCGACCCUCGAUGGCUACCUCAACCAGGGCGGGGAGCUGCAUCUGGGGCGUUUUGAGAAGUUCAUGGCGAAGUUGUCGGAGUUCGAUUUCGAAAAUUUCCAGGAGACGUACGCGGACCAGAAGUAUUUUAACUCGAAGAGGCUAAAGGAUGGGGAAGCGUUUAAGCCGAAUAGAGGUAACAGGGAGCUUGAGCCAUUUAGCUUUGAUGACGAGGAGGGUGGGGAAGGCGGGCAGAACGGCAACCUGAUCGGGGGUAUUGAGGAGGAUGAGGAAGAUGAUCAGGUCGAGGAUUUGCGUCGGACGUAUGAGCGUCUAGGCUACGAACCCAACCCGGAGUUUCUCGAGGAUGAGGAUGAGGAUGAGACGUCCGAGGAGGAGGGGCUGUUCAAGGAGGAGUUCCGGCUGCACAAGCGCGAGUACUACAUGACCAAGAUGAACCUCAAGCGCGUCAACACCGAGGUCCUCCACCACCAGGCCACCAGCUACGUCAGGGCCAUACAGUGGAUCCUAAACUACUACUACAACGGCAUAUGCUCCUGGUCCUGGUACUACCCCUUCCACUAUGCCCCCUUCAUCUCUGACGUCAGGAAUUUCGCCCACAUGAAGAUGGACUUUGAGAUGGGGCACCCCUUCCUCCCGUACCAGCAGCUCCUCGCCGUGCUCCCACCCCUCAGCAAGAAGCUCCUGUCCAAGGCCUACUGGGGGCUCAUGUGCAACGAAGACUCGCCGCUGAAGGAGUUCUACCCGAGUACCUUCCUGACGGAUCUGAAUGGGAAGCAGCAGGACUGGGAGGCCGUGGUGCUCAUCCCCUUCAUUGACGAGACCAAGCUGCUGGAGGCAAUGGAGACCUGCAACACGUACCUGACGGAGGAGGAGAGGAACCGCAACUCCCACGGCCCCAUGUACAUCUACACCUACACGGAGAAGAACCUCGGAGACUUCCCGGCCCCCAAGUACUUCCCGGGGGUGAACAUGAACCACGCGCAGGUGGAGAAGGUGUGGCGGGAGACGUGGGAGCUGCCACCGCACAAGAUCAAGAAGGGGCUGUGUCCGGACGUCAGGCAGGACAUAUACUUUGCCGGCUUCCCCACGCUGAAACACGUCGACCACAAGUUCCAUGUGGCCAAGGAGGCGGUGAAGGUGUUCCAGCAAAACAGUCGCGGGGAGAACUUCAUCCUGGACGUGACGGAGAAGGAUAGGCCUGACCUGCGGGACCUGGCCAACCAACUGCUGGGCAAGGAGGUCUUUGUCUCCUGGCCACACCUGCAGGAGGCCAAGGUGGAGGCAGUGAGCGACAGCAAGGUGCGCUACAGCCUUGGGGGCAACGGGGAGGUGCAGAAACACGCCGUGGAGCACACCCUGAAGGAGGAGUUCUCGGGCUCCCGCAACUUCAUGUCGGCCUUUUACCACGACCGCUGGGGCGUCGACGUCGGUGACAUCCACAUCCUUAUUUACGCCACACCCAUGACGGGACGGAAGUACGUCGCAGGGCCCUCAGGCAGAAUGACCCUGGAGAAGACCUGGUCCAAGGUGGUGCAACCAUACUGCCUGCAGACGCUGGUGAAGGACAUUGGCGUGCACAACCCCGGCUACAAGAUGCACCUCACCCCCCAGGAGUACUUCCCGCCCCGCACCAAGGUCUUCAUGCUUGGACAACCCCACUAUGGAUCAUUGGGCGAGGUUAUUGAGAUUGAUCCAAACCACAAGGGCAGGAUCCGCGUGGCCAUGACAGUGGCCAACGAGCCGAACUUUGACAUGGUGCGCAGCAAGCAGGGGCAGCUGUCCGACCGCUAUCUCACCGGCUACCACUCAGCGCAGAGGCUUGGCAUGUCCUCGCACCUGUUCUCGAGGCUGACGGGCACGGUGUUCCUGGCGCCCCCCACCACGAGCAUGGCACCGGGGGACAUGGAGAUCAGGAACAAGCUCAACAUUGGCCUCAACCUCAAGAACAACAAGAAGAAUGAGGAGGUGAAUGGGUACAGCCGGAAGGUGCAGGAGAACAGUGACCGCCCUACGUGGAUGUACGCGGAGAAGGCGAUUCAGGCCAUGAUGGAGUACCAGGAGAAGUUCCCCGAGAUCUUUGACCACCUCUCCGUCAACAUCGGCCAACAGGACAUCUUCUACCAGGACCAGGUGUUCGGCGAUAACCACAAGGAGAAGGUCGCCGAGCUCACCGACUGGCUCAAGAAAUCAGACUUUGCCAAGGCGGAGCGUCAGCCAUGUGGGACGCUGGCGCUGAGCGAGGCCAUGGUGGCGUGCCUGGCGGAGGAGGUGGACAAGGUCAAGACCAUCAGGGCGAAGAUUGUCAAGAUGCAAGUCCGCCCUCACCUGCUCUUCAAGCCCAACCCCCUCCAGGGCAGCACCCCGCCAGACCACACUGUCAAUUUUGAAAUGUUUGACCGGGUCGUCAACGUGAGGGAGGGCUUCUCUGUGCCGCUGGGGGCUCGCGGAACCAUCAUAGGGAUCCAGCCAGCGGAGAAGCAGGCCGACAUGCUGUACGACAUUCUCUUCGACGAGGCCUUCCCCGGCGGGCUGACCCUCCGCGGGCCAGCCUCGGCGCAGCGCUGUUACUCCCUCCACUGGGCAGCCAUCAUCAACGUCUCCCACGGCAGCCGCUCUCCCUCCAGUCAGGGGGCCCCACCCACCCAGCGCUACCAGACAUCCCAGGAGAACCGAUGGUCACGUCCGCCCAGCCUCCUCCCCCCCAGGAACGAGAACCAGAGGAACGAGAACUUCAGAGGCGAUAAUCAGAACUCCGGUGCAGGGGUAUGGCGGCAACAGUUUCCAAGGGGCUACGAAUCCCAGCCUCACCAACAACAACAAAUGCCCCCAAAACAACAACAACAACAACAGCAGCAGCCACCAAGGGGGAUAGUGACAGUGGCCCAGUCUGCCCCAUCUCACCCCGGCCCCCAAACAGUAACAAUCAGCAGCAACCCGGGAAGCAGGACGGGAACGCCGGCACAGACUGCCCCCAGCAACAGCCAGACCCCCGAGAACACCCCCCCCCAGCCCCCUGACCCCCACCAGCUCCCCAGCCCCUCCAGCCUGCGCAUCAUGCCGCAGCCCCAGGGGAAGAGCAUGGCCAACGGUGACCUUCCCAGUGGCAAGGCUCAGUCACCCAAGAAACACCAGCAGGACAGAGUGGUGCCGCUGCAGUCCCCGGCCGAGGUGGAGUGUGUGGUGCACGGGACCUACUACGCUUCCUGGAGUGGGAUCCUGCAGCAGGGUCUUGUCAAGCCUAACCAACGUUCCCACAUUCCUUGCUACCCCUUCGUCCCCAUCAACACCGGGGCCCCGUAUGCCUAUCAGCUCUUUGUCUUCAUCAACGUGCAACAGGCCAUGAUGGACGGGAUCAAGUUCUUCAAGGGGGAGCGCCAAAUCCUGUGCUCCGGGGAUGCACGUGGCUGCCUGCCCCCCAAGUACUUCAGUAAGGUUGUCGACAGUGAGUCUAGGGAGAUCAUUUAUCCGCAGCAGGUCGGCUCAAACCUAAAUGGGCCCCCACCAAACAACAGGCAGGGUAUGGUGGGCCUGGGGAGGGGUGGGCCCAUCUCCAGCAACCAGCCGCCCCAGACCAUACAGCUGUAUGAGAAUAUUUGGUCUCAGGUGCAGCGUCUGGACACCGACAACGUUAACCUUAGGCCAUUCCAAGCUCCCAAGUUGUUUGCUUGCAAUCAACAGCCUCAGCAACCUUCUCAUCCAAACCCAAACCCGGGCAGAAUGGAGGUGUCUGUGCAGGACAUCUUCCGUGGAGCUGCAAACCACCAACAGCACCACCCCCAGCAUCAACCUCAACACCACCCUCACCACCACCCACAGCACCACCCAUAUCAACCAAUGCAUCUCCAACACCAUCAAGCAAGACAGCAACAUCAGCAACAUCAUCACAAGCAGCAGCAGCCACAGGGGGAGCCUAACAUCAUGUCCCUGCUGACUGCUGCUGCCGCCGCCCAGCAGUCCCAGACCUUGGCCACACCCACCCCCCCUGCCACACACAAGAAUGGCUCCCCGGCCAAGUCCGCCUUCGUACCCACACAAGUCAUACGCAACCAGACCCCACGCAAGCCACGCGGCAACGACGUAGCGCAGGCUGAGAGAUCGGAACCUGGCGCCAACUCCCCUAAAAAACAACAGCAGCAACAGAAGAAGGAGCAAGGUUCCCACCAGCAACAACAGAAGCAGCACCAGAAGCAGGGAGCAGAGGGGACGGCAAAACCCAGACGUCAGGUGCGGAAUAGGUUGGCGGUGAGGUUUGAUCAGGCGCCAGGUAAGGACUGAGGGUGCUAUCACAGGGGGGUAUCACCGGGUGUCUUCCUUGCCUAUGUCCGCCGGCAGCCGUCAAGGUGCUCGGCGUGAAUGGCAUCAGGAAAACAAACAGCGUUUUACUAUUACUGUGUGUGUCCGUGAUUACUGUUGUGGUCGUUUCCUUGAUCCCUAGUUGUGUAUAGUGGUGUGUGUGUGUGUGUGUGUGUGUGUGUGUGUGUGUGUGUGUGUGUGUGUGUGUGUGUGUGUGUGGAUUGAUGGUUGAUGCCAGAUUUGCUGUUUUCCAUACUUACUUCCACUAUAGAACCUGUUAACAAAAGACAGAUCUAUUUUUGUCUUAUCCUUUUUCUAUGUCUGUCUGUCUCUCUGUCUAUUUGUGUCUUUCUGUGUAGGCUUUCUCUCUCCCUCACUCUUUAUCACCCAUCCCCUUCUCCCAGAGUGCUACCCUUAUCAUGAAUGUCGCAGGAGCCCCCAAGCAAACACAUGUAUGAUUGAGCCUUAUUCUACCCUUGACUGACUCCUCUAUGGAACAAACAUGUGAGAACCAAGCACCAUAACAAUCACAACCACUACCAGUCUUGACAUAUUGGGAAGAAGCAAUACGUCUUAUGGUGGGGUGUCGUGUUGUUGUUUUUCCUCAAGCUCUGAAUUUGUUUGAGCACAUUUAACUUACUCGCUCUUUUACUAAUUACCGAGUGAAUGUUUCGUCGUAAUCAUAAGGUGUGGAUGAGCGAACUGCAUGUGAAAGAGAAGAUGCGAAUUUAUAUUUUUAAUUUAACUUUGUGUAACGGUCUGCUCCUCCGUGUCCAGAUAAAGGGUGGGGAGGUAGGCCAUUCUCGAGGGUGAUCUGAAGGGCUGGGAGAACACUGGUUGGUAGAUUUAUUGGUUGACGUCUACUCAGUGUCUCGACUCAGCGCACAGGAGUCACAGAGAGCCAGGAACAGUAGGAAGGAGGGAAGUGUUUGAGAUGGAGUCAGGUUUGGUCAGGGAGUGUGGUUGUAAUUUGCAGUAUGAAACAAAAGAGUCUAAGGGAAUGAAUCAUACAGAGCCAGGAACAGUAGGAAUGAGGAAGGAGGGAUGUGUUUGAGAUGGGGUCAGGUUUGGUCAGGGAGUGUGGUUGUAAUUUGCUGUAUGAAACAAAAGAGUCUAAGGGAAUGAAUCGUACACAGCCAGGAACAGUAGGAAGGAGGAAGGAGGGAUGUGUUUGAGAUGGGGUCAGGUUUGUUUAGGGAGUCUGGCUGUAAUUUAGAGUAUGCAACAAGAGUCGAAGGGAAUGAAUCGUACAGAGCCAGGAACAGUAGGAAGGAGGAAGGAGGAAAGUGUUUGAGAUGGGGUCAGGUUUGGUCAAGGAGUCUGGCUGUAAUUUAGAGUAUGCAACAAGAGUCGAAGGGAAUGAAUCGUACAGAGCCAGGAACAGUAGGAAGGAGGAAGGAGGGAAGUGUUUGAGAUGGGGUCAGGUUUGGUCAGGGAGUGUGGUUGUUAUUUGCAAUAUGAAACUAUAGUCAAAGGGAAUGAAUCGUACAGAGCCAGGAACAGUAGGAAGGAGGAGGGAGGGAAGGGGUUAAGCUGGGGUCAGGUUGUAAUUUGCAGUACCAAAGGGAACGUACAAGGUUUAAGCAGACUUUUCCUUAUAAAUACAUGACUUGAGAUGUCCAGAUGUGAAGACAAAUAGACAAAUAAGGCAUCAUCACACCUGGCCAUCUCAAGUCAUGUAUGUUUUAAGUAUGUUUAAAUCUUGUACAGGAAGAAAAAAAGCAGUUUGUAGGGGAAUAUGCUUGUAUAGUAAGAGACGGGGUAAUGUGAAAUUGAAGAUGAGGAUAAGGAGACCAGAUUUAGAGUGAUGUGUAUUCAAAUAGAGUGCAUAUUCAGAAGGAAGUAAUGAUAUAAAAAGAAAGGCAUAGAUGGUGUUAAGAAGAUUGGUUGCUUAGGAGUGAGACAGAUUUAUAGAGAAGCCUUGCUCUGAUAUACAUGUUCAAAAUGGGAACAAAUUCAGAGUGGUGCAGCAUGAGAAGUAAAGAGUCCUCAUUCUGUAAUAAAAAUAGAAUGAGGUUUACAGGGAGGUGGAAAUGUGUAAAGGAAAGAUAGUCGAAGGAAAACAGGAACAGAUUGAAUAGAAAUGUUGAUGGAGAAGCGUAGAAACAGAGUAAAAGAUAGAGGAGAGGUGAGUGGGAAAUGUCAGAGGAAGAAAUGUUGAUGGGAAAGUGUAGAUGCAAAAGAUAAGAAGAUGGGGACAGGUAGAAGGGUGAGAGGAAAAUGCCAGAGAAGAAAAGUUUAUGGGGAAGAAUAGAAGAUAGGGAGAAGUUGGGGACGGAGAAAUGAGAGGGAAAUGCUUAUGGGGAAGUGUAGAUGCAAAAGAUAAGAAGAUGGGGACAGGUAGAAGGGUGAGAGGAAAAGUAGGGAGAAGUUGGGGACGGAGAAAUGAGAGGGAAAUGCUUAUGGGGAAGUGUAGAUGCAAAAGAUAAAGGAAGGGGACAGGGAAAUAUUGAAGAAGAAAAGUUAAUGGGAAAGUAGAUGCAAAAGGAAAGAUAGGGAGAAGAUGGGAGUAGGGAGGGAGAGGUGAGAGGGAAAUGUCAGCGUGUCCGCCAUGUCUCGGGCACAGACUAUCCGUCCAGUAAGAUGAAACGCGACUCGUCUCUUUGCUGCUGGUCUGUGGCGUCGCUCCUGCCUCUCGCUAGUGUUGUCGUAGUAUUCCGUCAUGCUUACUGCGCGUCUCGAAAAACCAUGAACGUACGUCUUAGUCUUUCUCUUUUUGUGUGAGUGCAUUACGAGUGUGUGCCAUGAGCGGAAGUACCUCUAGUGUUGUCUUGGAGUUCUCUUAUACCUCUGGAGUGCUGUGAGGUGUUGUCUAAAUGAGUGUUGUGAAUGGAGUGUUACAAAGUGUUGAUCGAGGCUUGUCAUGCUGUAUGGAUUUAUCUCUAGUGUUGUCUUGGAGUUCUGGAGUGUUGUGGAUAUGAAUGUUUCUUCAGAAUGUCGUGAAUGGAGUGAUAUGAAGUGUUGAUUGAGUUGUCGUCCUGAUAUACUCUUACUAACGGAGUGCUGGAAAGUGUUGCAUAAAUGAGUGUUGCUUCAGAAUGCCAUGAAUGGAGUGUUGCAGUGUUGAUUGAGUCUUGUCGUUCUGGAAUACUCUUACCAAUGAAGCGCUGGAAAGUUGAGUAAAUGAGUGUUGCUUCGAGAGUAUUCUUAACGCUGGAGUUAUGUCAAGUGUCAGUGAUAGAAAGUAUUGCUAUUGGUUUUUGUUUUUAUCAUUCAUGUGUUGCGCCUGUUUUACAUUUACGUAGUUUUGGCAGUAAUGAUGGAAGACUUAGAACACUAUUAGUAGGAGGGGACUUAAUCAUUGUUGUGGUUUGUCUUACUAGCUUAUUUAAGUUUGGUAUCCCCUCUUCUAAUCGAGGCCCAAGCACUUAAGUCACAGUUAAAAGAAGCACAACAGAGCACUCUUUUAAAAGGUCAUAGGAUGUACAUAUAUGCAUUUUGUGGACAGUUUAAAACUUGAGUAAUUAACAAAACGUGAAUGGAUGAAGAAACAAAACUAGAAUGCACUAAACUCACUUCUACUUACUUGUAAUAAUUGAUGUCUGUGUUCCUUGAAUCUUUUACACAUUGUAUUUCCCUGACGUGUUUCUUCCCUUGAGACGAAAUAGUCACAUCCACCUGCCAUGAUGAGCCUCUGUUCUGAAUGUGUGGGCAGACUCAAGGCUUUGGUUGAAGUGAUUUACAUGAAAUUUAGACCACACAGACCAUAUGGUGGUGAAUGCUGUGAUUUCAAUACUAAGUGAUACAAAGAAGUAGAGGUGAAAAAAAAAAAUCAUUAAGAAAAGCUGAGUGACUAAAACUGCCUACAUGCUGUCCUUAUGACCACCUAUCAACCUAGACUUUAGUGAAACUCUCGGGCUCGUUAGCCAUGGUAGGCAAUCCACCUAGGCCCUGAGCUUAAAUUUGGUGUUGCCUGUCAGGAAGGGCAUCCAUGGCAGAAAAAAUCCCACUCUAAACCAAGAUGAGUGAUUAUAAUGUCUUCAUCAACCUGUCCAGCCCCAAAAGAGAAAAUAAGAAAAUGGCGCCACUAUAAAAACACUUGCCUGCGCCAUGAGGGGCUGGGGUCGACUAUCAUCCAGGCCCCUCAAGAAAGCCUACCGGCACUAAAGGCUGAAACGUAAAAACAAAACAAAAAAAUAAAGAAGAGGAAGAUGAUGAGGAUGAUGAAGAAGAGGGAGAGGAAAACAGAGGAUCUAGUUGAGCACCAGGGGGCAACAUGAGCCAGACAAGAUGGCACCACUAUAAAACACUUGCCUGCACCACUAAUGGGCUAAGGCUGACCAUUAGGCCCCAUCAAGAAAACCUACCAGUGCUAUAGGCCAAAUGUUAAAAAGAGAGAAAAAAGAAAAAAAAAGGGAGCAGGAUACAAAAGAAUUAUUGGCAAGUUAAUUAAAUGAGCAAGAUUAAACAUGCCAGGUAGCUGAGGCCGAGGUAUUGGCUAUUCAGUAAAGAGUGUUGUGAAUCCUUUUGUUCCUUCAAGGGUUCAUUUGCCCCAGAUAAGGAAGAUGAGGUGGUCGCACAUUAAUUCAUACUUGUGUUUGCACCAUCACGGGGAAUGAUUUUGAGGCCGAGGUAUUGGCUAUUCAGUAAAGAGUGUUGUGAAUCCUUUUGUUCCUUCAAGGGUUCAUUUGCCCCAGAUAAGGAAGCUGGGGUGGUCGCACAUUAAUUCAUACUUGUGUUUGCACCAUCACAGGGAAUUAUUUGUUUUUUGAAAUUUGUGGUGUACAUAAUUAUGUUUCAUUCCAUUUAUCUUGUGAAUUGGAGAGUUUAGUGCAUUAUAAUUUUGAUUUAAAUAAGUAAACAAUUUAUACAUUACUGCAAUAUAUAAAUACUAUAUAUUCUUGAAGACAGAUAUACUGCAUUGUGUUGAGUACAGCUUUAUUAACUUGCCCAGUGAUUGUCUUGUAAAGUGAUGGUGACUAGCAUUUUCCUGGGCCAAUAAUGUAUUCAAGGAGUCAAGCGCUCAGUCCUGAGGUAACGUUGGCAACCCACUAUGCACCACACAGGUCGAGGCUGCUGCUGUGCCAUAUAGCUUUUACCUUUCUGCGAGAGUUUCUCAUGCGUCCUUUUGUAAAAACUUGUUUGAUGUAAAAUAGUGUGAGAUUUUAAGGAGUUUCUUCAUACAGGGUAGUGCUGAGAACAUGCCAGAUGUCAUUCACACUUUAUAAAAAAAAUUAUGAUGUCUGCAUUAACAUUUGACAAUGAACAUUUACCUGUGCUGGUCAGGUACUCUUAAGUAUUAUAAUGGUGUUAUUUACUCAUUAUUAACGAGAAUGAUGGUUGACAACUAUGCAAUGUAUUAGUCUGUGUUGUUCUGUACUUAUAUUGUGAACCUCUCAGUGUCAGUUUGGACUGGUGGCCUACACUUGGUUUUGAAGUCGUCGAUAUUGAUUUAGUGUUUGUGAGAGUAGAGAUUUUUAUGCCUCAUUUUAAGUGAAUUGCUUUACAAGUUUGUGAGGUGUUGAAGAAGCAUUGCAGCUGUUGUGUGAGCCGUGUGGAAACGAUGACAUAUCAAGGGUUGUGUGGAGGGUGAGUGACGAGAUCCAAAGCUGCCGAGAACACUGAACAUCACCCAUGACUGUGGCGUCCGGGAACAGGAUGCGAGGGGGGUGAGGUUAUCAGUGAGGUUCUUGAAGCUUCCCAACGAGUGGCUCUUUUGAUGUGUACAAUCAUGUGGUACAAAGUAUAUUUAUUCCUUGCCCCGAGAGGCGAGCUCCUCACACAGUGCUGCAGCAUUGAUUUUCGCAGCAGAGGAGACAGACAGAUGACCCUCCACUGCCUACUGCAGCAGCCACAGCAGCCAGCCAGCCACCUCGUCUGUCUGGCUGUCUGGCCGCGGGACUGACCAGACUCCUGCUACAAGUGACCUGGGCCCAUAUUCUCAAACAUUUCGGGGCUCACACAUCCACAUUCAAGGCUUUUGUUCGAGGUGUGGGUAUUUCCAUGGGUGGUUAUAUGAGCCUUAUCGGUUAUCAGGAAGACUGAUGGUUUGCUAUACGUCAAUGCGCAUGGUGGAGUGCGGCGUGUUUUACAUUUCUCUUGGUUAGUCAUUCUGAGUCUUCCCUGAUUUAUAUUUCUGGCUGCCCCCUGACCCUAGAGAUAGCUUGAUAAGGCCUCUGUACCAUGUCCGUGAAAAAGCACUCAUGAGCAAGAUCUAAAGAAUGGGUUAUUUUAGACCAUUUAUUUAGACCUUGCUCAUGAGAACGCGGCUAAUCACCUCUGCGGCCUUUGGAAAAUAUUUGUCUGAAAGCCGAAAUUGUCUUGAGAAUACGGGCCCAGUGCAUCAAGGAGUUUUGAGUCCCUGUGUGUGCUGCCCGGGGCUGGCCAAGGAGUCUAGGGAGUAAUACACUGGAGUCCUUGGGGCCGGAGCACAGGACACCACCCACGCCCAAGGAUGAGGGACCUUUUCCUCGUCCUUGCCCACGCCUGCAGACGCACCGCCCGCCGUGAGGAAUAUUUUCUCACAUUUUGUGAAAUAAAAGUUAGAAAAGCAA